AUGACCGUACUCAACGUCAGCCCAGUUCCCCCGGACGAGAUCUUCGCUCUCAACCGCGCAUACACCGACGAUGACUUUCCGCAAAAAGUCAACCUCGGUGUAGGUGUUUACCGCACCAACGAGGGCCAGCCAUGGCCUCUUCCCGUUGUUCAAGAAGCGGAGAAGCAACUCGCCGCAGAGAACAGCCUCUUCCGCCAUGAAUACACAGCCAUUGAAGGCGACAGGGCGUUCCUCCCUCUUGCCCGGGACCUCAUGUUUGGCUUCGACGCCCAAUCCUCCGACGAGAAGCAAGAAGCCGCCAAAGCACGCAUUGGCACCGUCCAGACAGUUGCCGGUACCGGCGCAAACCAUCUCGGCGCCCUCUUCCUCGCACACCACAUGAAGCCCAAGACCGUUUGGCUCUCCAACCCCUCCUGGGCAAACCACCUCACAAUCUGGGAGCUCGCUGGCGUUCCCCGCAAGACAUACCCCUACUACUCCGCCGCCACCCGCUCCUUCGAUUAUGAUGGCAUGAUCUCAACUCUUGAGUCCGAAGCCGAAGAAGGCGACGUGAUUCUCCUCCACGCCUGCGCCCACAACCCCACAGGCCUGGAUCCCAACCAGGAGCAAUGGAAGGCCAUCAUCGAAGUCUGCGAGCGCAAGCGCAUCUUCCCCUUCUUCGACUCUGCAUACCAAGGCUUUGCAUCCGGGUCCGCAGACGAGGACGCCUGGGCCGUCCGGUACGUGCUCAACGAGAAGCCGCAAAUGGAAAUGUGCGUUGCCCAAUCGUUCUCCAAGAACUUCGGUCUCUACGGCCAGCGCGUCGGCGUCUUCCACUACGUCCUGAACCAGGGCGCGGAGGAUCUUCGCGACACCGUCGUCAACAACCUCUGCCAUCUGAUCCGUGGCGAGUACUCCAUGGGUCCGACGGCGGGCUGCAACAUCGUCAAGAAGGUCCUCACGAGUCCUGAUCUCACGGCCCAAUGGCACCAGGAUCUCAAGGUCAUGAGCUCGCGCAUCAUCUCUAUGCGCGAAGCCCUUUACAAUGAGCUUGUCAGACUCGAGACUCCGGGUACUUGGAAGCACAUUGUUGAGCAGAACGGAAUGUUCUCUUACACCGGUUUGACUCCUUCGCAAGUCUACGCCCUCAAGGACAAAUUCCACAUCUACCUCCUCAAGUCCGGCAGAGCCUCCAUCAGCGGCCUGAGUCCGAAGAACGUGAACUACGUUGCCCGAGCCAUUAACGAGGUUGUACGAAACACGAACUAA
Aspergillus mulundensis is the source of this 1248-nucleotide messenger RNA. RefSeq names its product putative aspartate transaminase. Lineage: Eukaryota; Fungi; Ascomycota; Eurotiomycetes; Eurotiales; Aspergillaceae. The record is from RefSeq and is a predicted model, not a curated record. Gene Ontology annotation, cellular component: cytosol. The coding region runs from base 1 to 1248 and encodes 415 amino acids. Gene Ontology annotation, biological process: L-aspartate biosynthetic process. The transcript has 3 exons. Gene Ontology annotation, molecular function: pyridoxal phosphate binding; L-aspartate:2-oxoglutarate transaminase activity.